AUGUCGGUGUUGAUUGAAAAUCCCGCCGCUUGUGAAAUCAGAUCUGUGAUUCGUUUUCUGAAUGCGAGGAAAGUGAAACCUAGUGAAAUUUAUCGGCAAAUUUGCGAUGUUUACGGACCAAAAGCGAUGAGUGAUUCAAUGGUGAGAAGAUGGGUCCGAAGUUCAAUGACGAACGUAGUGAUGUGCACGAUGAAGAACAAAGUGGGCGUCCAUCUUUGGUUACAGAAGAACUGGUUCACGCGAUUGAUGACAAGAUCCCAUGAAAACCGAAGGUUUACAAUUAGUGCUCUCGCUAUGGAAUUUCCCCAGAUUUCACGAUCACUAAUGCAUGAAAUUGUUACCGAAAAACUGAAAUUUCGUAAACUUUGCUCACGUUGGGUACCAAAGAUUCUUACUGAGCAACACAAAACAAAACGGAUGGGUAAUGCACUUCAGUUUUUGACCCGUUAUGCUGAAAGCGGCGAAGAAUUUCUGACACAGAUAGUCACAGGAGAUGAAACUUGGGUUUCUUACGACACCCUGAAAAUAAGCGGCAUCAAUGGAUGGAGGCACACUUCAUCCCCAGCAAAGGUUAAGCCGAAGCAAAUCUUGACACCUCGAAAAAUGAUGUGCACAGUGUUCUGGGACUGGAAAGGCAUCUUACUCAUUGAUUUCUUACCGCGUGGUCAAACAAUCAAAGCAGAUGCUUAUUGCGAGACACUUCGGAAAUUGCGCCGCGUAAUACAGAAUAAGCGCCGAGGAUUGCUGUCAAAAGGUGUUGUUUUUCUUCACGACAACGCACGACCACUCACUGCAAAUGUGACGAAAAACCUUCUACAGGGAUUUGGCUGGGACGUGUUUGACCAUCCUCCGGACAGCCCUGACCUCGCUCCUAGCGACUUUCAUCUAUUCUUACAUCUUAAGUCAUUACUUGGCGGUCAGCACUUCAACAAUGACGACGAGCUGAAAGAAACUGUUUCCAACUGGUUGAAGACACAGGCGGCAAAUUUCUAUGAAGAAGGUAUACAAAAACUUGUGCCACGCUAUGACAAAUGCCUGAAAAUAUAUCGGCAGUUAUGUGGAAAAGUAGUUUAA
Stegodyphus dumicola is the source of this 1074-nucleotide messenger RNA. RefSeq names its product histone-lysine N-methyltransferase SETMAR-like. Gene Ontology annotation, molecular function: nucleic acid binding. NCBI's taxonomy places the organism in Eukaryota, Metazoa, Arthropoda, Arachnida, Araneae, Eresidae. The record is from RefSeq and is a predicted model, not a curated record.